Salvia splendens (bonfire salvia) is the source of this 408-nucleotide messenger RNA. Its product is annotated as cytochrome b561 and DOMON domain-containing protein At4g12980. The record is from RefSeq and is a predicted model, not a curated record. The coding region runs from base 1 to 408 and encodes 135 amino acids. The transcript has a single exon. NCBI's taxonomy places the organism in Eukaryota, Viridiplantae, Streptophyta, Magnoliopsida, Lamiales, Lamiaceae.
AUGGCCGGCUCCCAGGCGCUCAUCGCCUUCAAGCAGCCCGACGGCGCGAUGGCCGUCAAGACCUACAACAUCACCUCCUACGCGCCACUCAAGGAGUCGAAGGUGUGGUUCGACGUUAAGGACUCCUCCGCGGAGGCCUCCUCGGGAGGCGCCAUCAUGCUCUUCGCCACCGUGGUGCUGCCGGAGAAGGGGAUGAAGGUGCUCAACCACGUCUGGCAGGUUGAGGGAUCCGUCUCCGGCGGCGUUCCGGCGAAGCACGAGUUUCAGCCCGCGAAUUUGAACGUGGAGGGAAGCCUUGAUUUGCUGAAAGGGCACAACAGCGCUUCCACUGACGGCGAUUCCAAAUUGAAGAAGAGGAAUGUGAGUUCUUUUUCUGGUAAUUUCGUUUCUGAAUUGUGCGGAUCAUGA